AUGAACAAUAGCGGCAUUGAAUGCUUAUUUUUGAAUCCCUUUCCGAAAAUUGGUUCAGAACGUGGUGUAAUGAUUAGUUUGGGUGAUGACAGCUACAAGAGUAUUUUUCUUAAUUUUCAUGAGUAUCCACUUCGCACAUAUAUCUUCCGCUCCGUCUAUUCCGAUAUAGAAAUUUUUAUGAACGAAACCUCAAAAAAAGUAAUUGGAGCAACGGGGCCUGAUGCCAAAGUGGCUUAUCUAUUGGCAAGUAAAAUGAAUUUCACGAUGGAUCUUCAAUGGCCGGACGAUGGCUUUUUCGGCACACGUUUGAAGAAUGGCAGUUAUAAUGGUGCGAUUGGACGAAUGAUACGCUUUGAGUUUGAUAUUAUAUUAGCUGGAUUCUUUAUAAAGGACUAUCUAACGCGUGACAUUGAUUUUACUUCACCCGUAUAUACUGAUGAACUUUGUUGUUAUGUGAAAAAAGCUAGUCGUAUACCUCAAUCUAUACUGCCUCUAUUUGCCGUGAAUAUCGACAUUUGGAUUUCUUUCAUAUUCGUUGGAAUGCUUACUCCAUUUGUAUGGAUGUUGUUAAGGCGAGUGAAUUUGAGUGUUAUGACAAGAGGAUCUGUCCCUUUGAAAUUGCAGAAGUUGCAAAAACAGGAAAGUCGUCUGCUAACGCAAAAACACAAACUGCAGUAUGUACGCAUCUUUAUAGAUACGUGGGUGAUGUGGGUGCGUGUUAAUAUUGUAAGUUAUCCACCCUUUAUAUCAGAACGAAUCUUUAUAGCUUCACUCUGUCUGGUUAGUGUGAUCUUCGGUGCACUUUUUGAAUCAAGUUUGGCAACAGUAUACAUACGGCCCCUGCACUACAAGGACAUCAAUACGAUGGAAGAGCUUGAUGAAGCCAAUAUAAGAAUAUAUAUUAAGCAUGGAGCUAUGAGAGACGAUCUAUUUUAUGGUCAUAGCUCGCAAAUAUAUCAGAAUUUACAUAAGAAAUUACUUUUAAUUGGCGAAUUAGAAGAGCGUCUUAUUCACACGAUGGCGGGAGGCGGAAAAUUCGCAUCUGUUACACGAGCCUCCUCACUCGAACUUGACGACAUACAUUAUUUUUUAACAAACAAAAUACAUAAAAUACCCGAAUAUCCCAAAAGCUAUAAUAUAGCUUUUUUGCUUCCUAGUCACUCGCCAUUGGAAAAGAGUAUAAAUAUAUUGUUGCUUAAAUUUGUACAAGCUGGACUUAUUGACCAUUGGAUUGCAGAUAUGAAGUACCAAGCAAGGAUUAAAACACGAAAUUUUGCGGGAUACCUGGACGAGAGCGGCGACAAAUGGAAAGUUCUAACUCUAAAUGAUCUGCAGUUGUCUUUUUAUACCAUCAUAUUUGGCAGUAUGUUGGCGACAAUUGUGUUGUUCUUAGAAUUACUCAUACACAGCAAACAAGUUAGAGUUGUCUGCAAAAUUCGCACGACGAAAGUCAAGUAG
Messenger RNA from Bactrocera latifrons, 1458 nucleotides. RefSeq names its product glutamate receptor 1 (gene Ir100a). The transcript is spliced from 2 exons. NCBI's taxonomy places the organism in Eukaryota, Metazoa, Arthropoda, Insecta, Diptera, Tephritidae. The coding region runs from base 1 to 1458 and encodes 485 amino acids. Gene Ontology annotation, cellular component: membrane. The record is from RefSeq and is a predicted model, not a curated record. Gene Ontology annotation, molecular function: glutamate-gated receptor activity.